GACAGACAGAACGUUGUAAUGGACGUCUAGAUCAUAUGUGUAACCAUGAGUCUUCUCUGGAUUGCAUGGCGAUGUUCGAUUUACUUCAUGGUAGCUACGCGUUCUAUGAGCAGACCGUUGAUGAUUUACCUAUUGCCUGACUCCUUCUCAAAACAACUCCUUCCUUACCUCUUCACCUCGCUCUCACAGACUAGUCCGACCGAAUGAAUGUCUAGUCUAACGACGUGUUUCCAGUCAAAUCGAAGCCAUGUCCUUCGUCCGUACAAAGACAGCAGAGUCAGAUCACCUGGUCAGCUGCGACGGCGCCAGAACGACAAAAUGGCAGACCCCUCAAACCGGUAACAGCGUCCUGGAAAUCCAGACAUAUCCCGACUCCUCCGCCAUCACCAAGUCCCAACGCGAGCAACUUGUUCCUCCUUACCACUGGCACUGGUACCAGGAAGAGCACUUCACAGUGACCCAAGGCACUUUCGUUUUCACGCUUAACGGCAAAGACACCAAGAUCUCUGCUACAGACCCGAACCCACGCAUCAACAUCACACCAGGUGCUCCCCACACCUUCGCUCCAGACCCAUCGUACAAAGGUCCAUGUGUGAUUGAAAUCUCAGCCGAGACAUCACCCCUCUCAUCAGAGACUACGUCCACCGAUCUUGGUGUCAGCGAGCGCUUCUUCCGAAACCUGUACUCUUAUCUCGAAGACUGCAGUCGUCAAAACACCUCUCCCAGUCUUCCUCAACUGUUGCUGUUCUUGGACUCGGCUGAGGUGAGUUUGGCUUGGGAUGUUGGUCCGAGAUGGCUGAUGCAGUAUGUGACUUAUGGUCUGGGUGUCGUGAUCGGCAGAUGGAUCGGUGGAGGUCUGUUGGGAUACAAGGGAUCGUAUCUUGAAUACUAUAACCCUGAGCUCAAUGAGACCAAGAAGGGCAAAUGAGGUUGCAGACAGCUUGUGUGAGGGUACCACAGGCCCUCCUCUGUAACUUGUCGCAUAGACUGCUUGUACAUGAUUUUAUGCGAUAGUGUGUGUUCCUUUCGAUUUACCGACUUCCAUUUUGGCUGUACGAGCGCCGAAUUGA
Molecule: messenger RNA, 1070 nt
Organism: Aureobasidium pullulans EXF-150
Lineage: Eukaryota; Fungi; Ascomycota; Dothideomycetes; Dothideales; Saccotheciaceae
Exons: 2
Coding region: 248-928 (226 amino acids)
Source: RefSeq, a predicted model, not a curated record